Messenger RNA from Capsicum annuum, 736 nucleotides. RefSeq lists its product as uncharacterized. The transcript is spliced from 3 exons. The coding region runs from base 1 to 537 and encodes 178 amino acids. The record is from RefSeq and is a predicted model, not a curated record. Lineage: Eukaryota; Viridiplantae; Streptophyta; Magnoliopsida; Solanales; Solanaceae.
AUGGGUUGCUUGCCUAAAGUGAAAUUACUUGGUUUUGACAGCCAAUUUCUGCAGCUCCUUUCUGGAACUCCAGUUCCCCCCAUGUUAUUGACGGCGCCACUCUCUCUAACGAUUAUUAAACUCGAAGGUGUGAACUUUAUGGACUUUGACCAGAUGGGUGUUGUUGUCUGCUUGAUUAGAAGUGCUUGGAAUUUGAAAGAACUUUUCAUUGAGGCUUCUACAGAGCUAAAGCUGGAUCAAGUCUCAAGUUAUCUAAAACUCCUGGACUGCACAACUUGCCCCCUUAGCAAACUGCAUCAGGUCAAACUAACAAAUAUCUCAGGUUUUGAUCCAGAGUUGGAGUUUAUCCGGUUCCUUCUCUUUAGUUCGCCAUCGCUUGUGAAAAUGACCAUCGUGGAACACCCACAACUUGAAUCAGCAGCUGCAUUGGAGGUAGCUAGGAAGCUACUCCAGUUUGGGCAACCAUCAGCAGUGCGUAUUGAUUUCUCGAGCGCUAAACCAAAAAAUUAUUUUAAUAUCUUUAGCUUUGCUUUGUAGCAGCAAUAUUUAUUGUAGGAAAAAUGUUUACCGGCAUUGGAUUAAAUUGCAUCUAGUGUGUAGGGGUGGCAGCGGACCGGAGUAAUUCCAGACUGGUCCGGUUCCGGUCACGCUUCGGUACUGGUAACGCAACGGUACUGAUUGCAACUGGUAUAUCCGGAUCCCAACGGUCCGGAAUCCGAUACCGGCAACGGUACUG